GAAAAUAUAGCCAACGAAAGAACUUAUCUCGGAUACCUCCGAACUGGCCAGGCCUUUGCAAUGCUGGGUGUGAUUAUUGCUCAACUUAUGCGGCUGCAGCAUAGUCCCACUCCGAAUCCAGUCUUGGGUUAUUUUGUCAUCAGUGUACCGCUUUCAUGUGUGUGUCAUGCCUGUGCAAUUUCCUUUUCCUUUCUAGGGGCUGUGAGAUUCGUCCGCCUUCAAAAUGAAAUGGCUCGAGGUCAUGCUGUGGCCGGUGGAUGGGAAGUAAAAUGUGCCGGAACUCUAACGACUCUAGUA
Exophiala aquamarina CBS 119918 is the source of this 297-nucleotide messenger RNA. RefSeq lists its product as uncharacterized. The annotation marks the transcript as partial. NCBI's taxonomy places the organism in Eukaryota, Fungi, Ascomycota, Eurotiomycetes, Chaetothyriales, Herpotrichiellaceae. The transcript is spliced from 2 exons. The record is from RefSeq and is a predicted model, not a curated record.